This is a messenger RNA of Anolis sagrei ordinatus, 1617 nucleotides long. RefSeq names its product RAB3B, member RAS oncogene family (gene RAB3B). Gene Ontology annotation, molecular function: GTP binding; GTPase activity; myosin V binding. The record is from RefSeq and is a predicted model, not a curated record. Gene Ontology annotation, biological process: protein secretion; protein localization to plasma membrane; regulation of exocytosis. Lineage: Eukaryota; Metazoa; Chordata; Lepidosauria; Squamata; Anolidae. Gene Ontology annotation, cellular component: synaptic vesicle; plasma membrane; endosome.
CUUCCUUCCUCCCUUCCUUCCUUCUGCGGUCCAGGGCGGAGAGAGGCUUGGCUGGGCGGGCGGGUGGCUGAGGUCCGGGCAGCUCUUCUUCCUCUGGAGGUCCAGGCAGAAAGGCUUGACUCUCCAUCCCAGCUGAGCUGCCUCUCCCUCGGACUCCCUCCCUGCUUCAACCUUCCUUCUUUUCUUUGCUCGAGACAUCACAACUCCUUCACCUGCGCUCCAGAUGGCUUCCGUAACAGAUGCCAGAUAUGGACACAAGGAUGCUUCCGACCAGAAUUUUGAUUACAUGUUCAAACUCCUGAUCAUUGGCAACAGCAGUGUGGGCAAGACGUCCUUCCUCUUUAGAUAUGCAGAUGACACAUUCACGCCGGCCUUUGUCAGUACAGUGGGAAUUGAUUUCAAAGUGAAAACUGUUUACAGGAAUGACAAAAGAGUAAAACUACAGAUCUGGGACACUGCUGGACAAGAACGAUAUAGGACCAUUACUACUGCCUAUUACCGAGGAGCAAUGGGAUUUAUCCUUAUGUAUGAUAUUACUUGUGAAGAGUCCUUCAAUGCUGUCCAGGACUGGGCCACUCAGAUCAAGACCUACUCCUGGGAUAAUGCUCAAGUCAUUCUGGUGGGGAACAAGUGUGAUAUGGAGGAUGAGAGAAUAAUUCCUAUUGAAAAAGGAAAACAUCUGGCUGAUCAGUUGGGGUUUGAUUAUUUUGAAGCGAGUGCCAAGGAGAACAUCAAUGUGAGACAGGUCUUCGAACGCCUCGUCGACAUCAUCUGCGAGAAGAUGUCGGAGGGCAUGGAUUCAGAAGCUGCGAAGACGGCCGCCGGGAAGAAUGUGCAUCUCAGCUACAAUCCACCUCCGCUGCAGCAGAAGUGCUCCUGUUAAUGCCUCAAAACCUCAUUGGAAGCUCUUAGUGGUUGGAACAGUUCGCCAACCCUUUUAUGCCUAAAUCCACUUUAGUCCCAACUGGAGUAGACCAACUGAAUCAAUACCAAUUACAGAAGCGCUGGUUUAUCAAGUUCCAUUUGAUUCAGUGAUUCUACUCUAAUUGGGACUAGCAAAUGAAUUUAGGUCACAACCUUUUAAAAGAUCUGUUUCUGUAUCACUGAAGCUGGGUUUGUUUGUUCACUGUCCCCCAAAGUCUGUUGUAUUUUGCUUAUUGAAUACAAUGAAAAUGGUGUAAGUGCAGUUAGUGUUCUGGUGAAACGUUAUGCCACGGUUUCAGUGAUCUAACCCGUUGCUGAAUGGUUCUUGAUAUUUUACUUAUAUAGUAAAAUGUAGCAAUGAUGCUAUUCAGUUGAUUGUGUUUGAGCGCAUUCCCCGUACAUACUAACUAGAAGCUGUUAAGAGUUAACUUUGUGACCGUGUUGUUUUGUUUUGAAUAGCUUUAAAAAGUGGAGAGAAGGAAGGGGUGGAAAAGGGUAGUAUUUCUUCAAAUUCUACGAAAGGGCAUAUUUUUAUUUGGAUUUUUUGCCUAAUGAGCAACAGUAUAGCUAGAAUAGCCAGUGUGGUGUAAUAGUCUGAGUGUUGGACUACAACUCUGUGUGCCUUCUAGUCAUUUCUGAGUUAUAGGUUCCUCAGUUGGACUUCCAAUUGGAUUUUCUUGGGAAGAUUUGGUC